Molecule: messenger RNA, 1833 nt
Organism: Penicillium canariense
Lineage: Eukaryota; Fungi; Ascomycota; Eurotiomycetes; Eurotiales; Aspergillaceae
Product: LysM peptidoglycan-binding domain-containing protein
Exons: 6
Coding region: 1-1833 (610 amino acids)
Source: RefSeq, a predicted model, not a curated record
AUGCCAACAUUUUGGCGACAUUCCCACGCCAGAGCCGCAACGCUACUACUCACUUUGGCUGUCUUUACACCUUUUGGUAGAGCGUAUAGUUUUUUUGAUGUGGCCCCAACCGGUAUUCCAACAGCCUGUGGAAAUGCUCUGGCCGCCAACAUCUCGUGUGAUCAGCUAUUCUCUGCCUCGUACAUCGCUGCGGGCGGGUAUGUCAGCGCGAUUGCCCUAGAUGACGUCUGCUCCACCAACUGUACAACCUCGCUACUGACCUUCCAGGCUGAUGUGGAAGACGCAUGUGGGAAUACUACUUACAUUUUCCCCGGUAAUGUCUCGCAGACGGUGCAGAGCUUCGUCGGGCCCAUCGUCUGGGCCCAGGAGGCUGCCUGUAUCACGAGCGAGUCGGUCUACUGCUUGCCAGCCGUGGUAACAGGCAAUGUUUCGGACUGCUCACCGUGCAUGUACGAGUACGAGGCAGCCAUGCUGGACUCGCCAUACGGCCAGGUACGUUAUAGCCCCGACACGUACUCGUCGCUGCUGUCGUCCUGUGGGGCAGUGGCAUCCGAUUAUCCCUUUACCGACUCGGCCGUCGCUACUGUGCUCCCCACAGCGACAGCUACAGCGACGGUCUCGGCCAUGGCUACUGCUACAUGCUCAAGCUACUACACCGUCGCAUCUGGAGACACGUGUCAGUCCAUCGCCACGGCCAACUCUAUCUCUACGGCUAAUUUUAUCAUUGAUAACAACCUGAGCAUGCUUAAUUGCUCGGUCCAGGUUGGCCAGCAGAUCUGCCUGGGCGCCGAGUGCGCCCUGUACCAAGUCCAGACAAACGAGAACUGCUCUUCCAUUUUGCAGAACCAAACCUUUUAUCAAGUCCAGCUGACUUCGUGGAACCCGCCUCCAGGAACAUCAAGCUGGGUUGUUCCCACCACAAAUAUCACAACAAGCUGGAACGUGAGCUGGGUAAUUCCCCCCACAGCCUUCACUACGCUGCCCACACAGCCGACGACGUUUCCCAUCUUCAACACAUCCGACAUCGCAUGGCCCGUCACUACCAUCGUGCCAACAGUCAGUAACGUCACAUGGAAUGAUACUGCUGUCCCCCUUUAUUUGAACCUGACCCAAUAUUGCCCCAUUACCCAAAACGACAUCUCCAACGGUUGGACCAUAUACGAUCUCCCAGAAAGUUGCGAGGAUCUCCUCGAUGAAUACUGCGACCCGGCGGCAAACGCUACAAUUCCCGCCUCGACCGUGCUGCCGGCAACAUGUUCCCCGGCGUACUAUAUGUCUUCUAACACAACAGCCACUGGGGCUACCACAUCCGCCUCGAUCUCGAAGGCACCAGAACAAACCGGAAUCGCACCUAAUUGUGACGCGUAUUAUGUCGUCAAGACUAAUGAUACCUGCGCCGGCAUCGUAGAGGAAUUUGGCAACUUUACGACCAGCCAAUUUUACAGCUGGAACCCGGCUGUCGGUGACGCUGUUUGUAUUGGCACAACGAGCAGUACCUCGGCAACCUCGGUGACGGUGACGAUGACGACAACUGCCACCACGGCCUCGGGGACCGCUGAACCAAGCACCGAUCCCAGCUGCACCCAGUACCACGAGGUAGUCAGUGGAGACAGCUGCGUCACAAUCGAGGAGGAAUACGACAUUACUGCUGCUGAGUUCCUGGCGUGGAAUCCGACUGUCGGAGCGACUUGCGAGUCCCUCUGGCUCGGUUACCUGGUCUGCGUCGACGCUCCCUACACCGCAUCCUCAUCCAUCUUCCACGCAGACUACAACAUCUACGUCAACGGCGACAGCAACGAUCCCGACCAAUGUGGAACCCAGCACCGUCGCUGA